AUGGCGAAUCGAUCUUUGCGUCUCGAAAUCGCCUCUCGCUCGCUCUGCGCGCCAGCAUCACCGCUGCCGCCCCCAUUCAGCCCCGCCUGUCGCUGCCUCCCUCUGUCCACCUCCACCACCGUUGUGCCCUUCUCACUCGUGGACUACCUCGUCGCCGCUUGCGGCCUCGCCCCAGCCCAAACCCGCGAGGUGUCCAAGAAAGCGUUCCGCGAGUUAUCCGGAGCAUCCAAGAGACCAGUAGAGGAGAUCUCACGGUCCCGCCUCCUUUCCGCCUCCAACCCAGAUGCCAUCAUUGCCCUGCUCGCCGGCGCCGGCCUCUCCCGCGCCGACAUUGCCGCCGCCGUCUUCGCGGACCCGACGCUCCUCCGUGCUUCGGCGAAGAACAUCGCGCCCCGCCUCCUUGCUCUCCUCGAUCGCGCCGGUCUUUCUACACCCAAAUCGCUCGCUUCCUCCUGGAAUAGGUACCUCUUCAGCGCGAGCCUUGAGAGGUUAAUCCAGCCUAACAUCGCUUUGUUGCUUCAGUGGGGUGUUCCAGAUAUUGCUCAGGCAGCCCAGCUGUGUUCAAAGAUCCCACGGUUGCUUACCUACAACAAUCCGGAACGCGCGAAAGAGCUUUUGAUACGGGCGGAACAACUUGGGGUGCCUCCGACUUCACAGAUGUUCAAGCAAGCAGUCGCCGCCGUUGCCUGUACUUCCAAAGAGAAGGUUGUUGCCAAGCUUGAGUUCUUUAAGAGGACUCUUGGUUGUUCCGAGUCUGAGGUUUCCACUGCAGUGUCCAAGAUGCCAGCUAUAUUAGGAUUGUCUGACGAAAUUCUUCUUCGCAAGAUUGAGUUCCUAGUCAAUGAGGCUGCGAUGGAGCCAUGGUACAUUGUGGAAAGGCCUGUCCUGUUCGCAAUGAGCCUUGAGAAGCGGUUAGUGCCCGGCAUUAUGUCACGAAGGUCCUGCAGGAAAAGGGAUUGA
This is a messenger RNA of Miscanthus lutarioriparius, 960 nucleotides long. NCBI's taxonomy places the organism in Eukaryota, Viridiplantae, Streptophyta, Magnoliopsida, Poales, Poaceae. The record is from the annotation of a GenBank genome assembly.